Messenger RNA from Strongylocentrotus purpuratus (purple sea urchin), 2479 nucleotides. Its product is annotated as tetraspanin-6. Gene Ontology annotation, cellular component: membrane. The transcript has 7 exons. The coding region runs from base 133 to 918 and encodes 261 amino acids. The record is from RefSeq and is a predicted model, not a curated record. NCBI's taxonomy places the organism in Eukaryota, Metazoa, Echinodermata, Echinoidea, Camarodonta, Strongylocentrotidae.
AAUUGGAAUUCAUCUCAUCAAAAGUGCUAUCGCAAGUGCUCUCCAUCUCCUGCCAGCUGGUAUCUGGAAAAUCUUGAAUUACUUGUGAAGAUUACGAUUUCUUUAUUUGUGAAGGUAGAAUAAACAUCCAGCAUGCCACCGAAGAGGUUUCAGACGACGGCCGCCAUGGCUUGUGUCAAGAUUCUUUUGACAAUCUUCAUCGUCGUAUUUUGGGUUGUUGGCAUAGCUCUACUAGCUCUGGGUAUAUGGGGAGUGAUAGAACUGAAGAACUACCUGGCCCUCUCAGACCAGGACUAUUCCAGUGUGCCGUACGUCUUAAUUGGGACUGGGAGCUUCAUGGUAAUGACAGGACUCAUCGGUUGCUACGCUAUCGUGAAGAACAUCACAUGGUUCCUGCAUCUAUACACUGUGAUGGUAUUUGUGGUCUUCAUUGCUCUAUUCGCUUGUGGAAUCGCUGGAUUUAUAUUUGAAAAAGGACUUACAUCAAGUUUCAAGACUGGCCUUGAAACUCAUAUUGAUGACUACGGGGCAGCCACUUCAGACGGACUUGACAAAUAUGUGGAUAAUCUUCAAGAAACUCUUUUCUGCUGUGGUGGUACAAACUACUCAGAAUGGCUCCAUGCAGACAUUUGGUCCCAGGAACACACCGACACUGUACCCGUAAGCUGUUGUAAUAAGACCGUCGACGCCCAGGUCUGCGACGAUGCCACAGAGAAGGAUGGCGUCCAGAUAAGCAACAAUGGAACGCUAUAUAUAUUUGAUGAGGGUUGUUCAGCUAAAGUGACAUCAUUCCUUACCAGUAAGAUGGGCAUCAUCGCUGGUAGUGCUCUAGCCUUUGGAGCUUUCCAGUUAAUUGGAAUCGUGCUAUCAUGCUGCCUUGCUAAAAUGAUUAAUGCCAAUAAGUACGAGAUGAUGUGAGACUAUCAACAUGAAUGAUGCAAUUUCUUAGAUAUUUCAAGAUAGAAAACACUGCGGUAUCUUCACUUUCACCUUUACAUCUCCCUACAUUGCUGAUACCAUAGUUCUAAUUGUUGAGAGUUUGAUUUCGAAAUGUGCAAACAGCUGUAUUAUGUGAGAGGAGAGACCCGAGGGUUACAGCGAUUCAGUACAUUUUUCCCUUCCCAGGCACACGUGACACCAGUUACUUCAGAAUAAUUACAGCCUGCUAUAAAGAUGAGAUUUAGAUUAAGAGUAAUAUACAAUUAUAUUGGCAAAAUAGUAUAUUUAAACAUCUGUAGCGGUAGACUAUCAGAUGUUUUUAGUUUAUUUAAAGGCUGAAUAGCUGUAAUUAAUCAGUGAAAAUUGAUGAUAUGAUACGACACACGCUCAAAUUUAGUCAGGACAUUUACAGUAACUACCAGAUGUGCAAUUGUACAGUUUUGAACAUUGUAAAUGAUGACAUCCCACACCAUUUUAAUUUGCAUACAUCGAGGGGUCAGUGACACAAAGGCGUUACUCAAUAUUUUGCCAAAAUGAGUAUUUGAUAUCAAAAUGUUCAGAAAAAUGUAGGCUUUUCAGGAAACAAAAAGACUUAACUCCACCCAACACCCCAUUAAAGUCAAUGGCUAGUGAAACAUAGACCUAACUCCUUAAGGACCAAGUGCUUAGUGACACAUAAACCACUUUUUCUCACAAUGGAGUUACGUCUUUGUGUCACUGACCCCUCAACAUAUUUUAUCAUGUUUCUCUGUCAUUUCAUCACAGCAUUCAUGAAUGAAGUAACAUGGAAAGAAGAAUUGUGUUUUUUUUAGAACCAGAAGGCGUUAACUCAAAUACUUUAAAACAGAGCUAACGCCCUUCUGGCUCUACUUAGACAAUUUAAUCAUUAACAGAUCUAUAUGAAUCAUGUUUAUGUCUGAAACAAGAAAUUACAAUGUUUUAGGCCCAGAAAGGCCAUGAUUGUUAUUCAGCUUAAUUCUUUUACUCUUUUUUUUAGCAUACAUGUAUAUCAAUAAUAUAAUAUCAUCUCAGCCAUUACUUUUAUUUAGUCACAAUUUUUUUUUUUUAAUGUGAAUAGAUAUGAGAUUUUUUAAUUUUCAAUUGAUAACAAAUCAGCAUUAUUUGAGGCAGAGGUAAAAACUUUUAUUGUUAAGUUUAAAAAUCGGUGAAUCUAUACGCUACAGCAAAGAGUACCAUUUAUACGUUUAAUAUUGUCGUUAUUUUCAAAGUGCUUGCAAUAUAUGCCAAGCAGGGUAUCACGUUAAGUUGUUUUAAGCAUGUGCAUUUUCUGUGACAAAGGGUCUUUUUAUUUUUAAGUUUGUAAUAUAGAAUUUCCGGUAUUUAUUUCACAAUAGGCUGAUGUAGACUAGCUGUUAUCUAGACCUUCAACAUUUAUGUAGCAUUCUGCACGCAUUAGAUAUAUUACAUUAGUCAUAUAGAAUUUUUAGUAGCUUGUAUUCAUCUAAAAAGUGUGAGUUGGUGGCUAAAGUUGGUAUAAAGCCCCACUGCACUACUUAUAGCUACUUGCGCCCUCUAUAUA